This is a messenger RNA of Racocetra fulgida, 305 nucleotides long. The record is from the annotation of a GenBank genome assembly. NCBI's taxonomy places the organism in Eukaryota, Fungi, Glomeromycota, Glomeromycetes, Diversisporales, Gigasporaceae.
CUUCGAAUGAAGAAAAUAAAAUGAUGAAAUCAAUAUUAGAAACAACUAAACAAGUAUUGAUGCAAAAUAUUUCAAUCAUAGAAAAACAAACAGCUCUUGAGGGUAUGAUUACUCAAUUAGCCUGUGAUGUCAAAGCAUUACAAACUUUACAUGAAAAUUUCAAGUCAAAUAUGGGAGAUCGUAUCAAAAAUGCUAUAGAUAAUUGGCUUUAUCCCAAUGAUAAAAUCUAUGAGCAGGCUAUUCGAAAAGAACUUGAAACUCUUUGUCCUGACAAAAUGGUCUGGUAUAAGAGUAAUUCCAAAUAG